This is a messenger RNA of Raphanus sativus (radish), 1457 nucleotides long. RefSeq names its product protein PIN-LIKES 6. Gene Ontology annotation, cellular component: membrane. Gene Ontology annotation, biological process: endoplasmic reticulum to cytosol auxin transport. The transcript has 8 exons. NCBI's taxonomy places the organism in Eukaryota, Viridiplantae, Streptophyta, Magnoliopsida, Brassicales, Brassicaceae. The record is from RefSeq and is a predicted model, not a curated record. The coding region runs from base 99 to 1337 and encodes 412 amino acids.
UCUUUCAUACAAUCAUCAUCACUUCAUCACUUCUCUGUUUUUCUUCAGAUUUCUCUCAGAUUCCAUCCCAAGUCAACAACGUCGCUGCUUUUGUCGGAAUGAUAACGCGGAUCCUCUCCGAUCUCAUGGAUAUGCCAACGGCGGUUGCUGCGGGUGAAUCGGUGCUGGGUACAAUCAAGAUCGCAGUGCUGCCAAUAGCCAAAGUGUUCACAAUGUGCUUCUUGGGUCUUCUCAUGGCCUCCAAGUACGUCAACAUCUUGCCUCCCUCCGGCAGAAAACUCUUGAACGGGUUGGUCUUCACGCUUCUGCUUCCAUGCUUAAUCUUUUCCCAGCUCGGACAAGCCGUCACUCUCCACAAGAUGCUUCAAUGGUGGUUCAUUCCGGUUAACGUCGUUCUUGGUACAAUCUCAGGCUCGUUAAUAGGCUUCCUUGUUGCUACCGUUAUUCGCCCUCCUUACCCUUAUUUCAAGUUCACAAUCAUACAAAUCGGAGUUGGUAACAUUGGCAAUGUCCCUCUUGUGUUAUUAGCGGCUCUAUGUAGAGACAGAUCCAACCCUUUUGGUGACUCUGAAAAAUGUAGCAUUGAUGGCACUGCUUAUAUCUCUUUUGGUCAAUGGGUUGGAGCCAUCAUCCUCUACACAUAUGUGUACCAGAUGCUUACUCCUCCUCCACAAGGUUUUGAUGGUGAUCAAGAAGAAAAUCUUACUUUGAAAAACGUACAAGUAGAUGCUGCUUCUCCAGAGCACGUCCCCUUGCUUACUCAGAACGCCGAAUCUAGAGGAAGAGUGGAUUCAAAGAUUACACAGUUCUUUGUUUACCUCUUUGAGAAGUUGAAACUAAAGCAAAUCAUCCAACCUGCAAUAAUUGCUUCAAUUCUUGCCAUGAUACUUGGUGCAAUACCUUUCACCAAGAAGUUGAUAUUCACAAAUAAUUCACCUCUUUUCUUCUUCACAGAUAGCUGCAUGAUUCUUGGGGACGCCAUGAUACCGUGCAUCUUGCUAGCACUUGGUGGGAAUCUCAUUAACGGACCAGGAAGUUCAAAGCUUGGUUUCAAGACAACAGCGGCGAUUAUAGUUGGUCGGUUGGUGUUGGUGCCACCAGCAGGACUAGGGAUAGUGACGUUAGCAGACAAACUUGGGUUCCUUCCAGCUGGUGACAAGAUGUUUAGGUUUGUGUUACUUCUACAGCACACAAUGCCUACCUCUGUGCUCUCGGGAGCUGUUGCUAACCUUAGAGGAUGUGGAAGGGAGUCGGCUGCUGUGCUCUUCUGGGUUCAUAUUUUCGCCAUCUUCUCAAUGGCUGGAUGGAUGGUUCUGUAUAUCAACAUACUCUUCUAGAUUCUUCUUCUUUAUUUUUCUUCUUUUCUUUCUUGUGUAAUAGUAAAUACCAUGUGAGCUGAGCGAGAUCUUUCCUCUUGUUUGCUCUGAAUAAAUCAAAGUAUAUUAUAGUUUCUGAAA